Molecule: messenger RNA, 2080 nt
Organism: Papaver somniferum (opium poppy)
Lineage: Eukaryota; Viridiplantae; Streptophyta; Magnoliopsida; Ranunculales; Papaveraceae
Product: putative F-box protein At1g19160
Exons: 2
Coding region: 375-1175 (266 amino acids)
Source: RefSeq, a predicted model, not a curated record
UCUCUUCGCGAAAUCCCAAUAUUUAUGAAACCCUAAGAUUUCUUCUCUUUGAAAGAGUUUCAUGGAUCACUUCAAAAGACAACCAGCGGAGAUUACAGUGGACAUAUUAAGCAGAGUACCCACUGAAUCUGUUCUGGAAUGCAAAUCAGUUUGCACAGAUUGGAAUAAUCUUAUUUCACAUCAUCCAUCAUUCUCCAUGAUGCAUUUUCAUCGUCAUAAGGAUUCUACUGAUGAUUCUGGUAUGUUGGGUUUCAUUGUUUUGAUUAAUAACUUAGGGCCUAAAAGAUUUUAUUAUGUAGAAUAUAAUGAGAACGACGACGCCAUUCAGAGAAUUAGGAUGAUGAAUAUAACCUCUCCGUUCCGAGAAAAAAAGCAUGACUAUAUUGAUUGAUUCCAUUAAUAGCUUGAUCUGUCUUUAUGUUGAGCGAUCUAUUUGUAUUUGCAACCCCAUCACUAAGGAAUUUGCGAUGCUUCCGGAUAGUAAGGGUAAGAGUAACAACAGGUAUAGCUUUAAGAGUAUGAGUAACAGUAACAGGUAUCGCUUUGUUUAUGUUUCUUCAACCAAUGAAUACAAAGUUGUGGGAAUAUAUCCCUCGAAGACGACUGGGUUUGUAAAAGUCCGUAUAUUCACGCUAGGCAGUGGCAGUGGAUGGAGAAACCUUGGGAAGGUCAAUUCUGAAUUCAGUAGCUAUACUUGGACUAGUCCUGGUGUCUUUGCCAAUGGAGCACUAUAUUGGGUAGAUGCUGUAUUCGAUAAGAUCGCUAUCUUUGAUUUGGCUGAGGAAAAGUUUUGCGAGAAAAAACUUCCCCCACCACCAGACCUGUAUUGGAAAUAUAGUAUAAUAGGGGAUAAGAAUGUGUCUUUCUGCUUGAGUGUUCCAGGAGAUGAAUUGUAUGACUUGUGGAUAUUAAAAAACAUGAAAGAUGGAGAGUCAUUGGUUUGGAGUAAAGAGGGUAGGUUCGCUGACAACGAUGAUCACGAAUUAUUAACCCUUAGGAAGAGCGAACGUGUUAUAGGUUAUAGUCCUUAUUAUCUCAGCAGCUGCUCUAUUAAAACUCCAAUCUGGAAACAUCUUUUGGAGUUCAAGGAUGAUGGUGUUCAAGUAUGCCUUCACAAAAACACUUUAGUUUCGCUGAAAGAAUUAGGCAAAGCAGAUAAAACAGUAAUGCAGUGAAUUGAAAUUAAUGAUAAAGAUGGGGACCCUGAUUACAUAUGCUUAUAAACUUUCAAGGAUCCAAUUUGUUAAUAGUUGUUUAUGUUUAUGUCUAGUGUUUUGAUACUGCUAUAACGCAUUAUUGUUUGAACAGGUACUGAAGUUUGUCUUUAUUUGUUAAUAAAUAACACGAGAACAUAGAAUAGGUUGGUGCAGGUCAUAUUAGACCAUUCUAGUUCUGGAAUUCAAUGCCGUAUGCUUCUUUAUCCUAGUCCCAACUUUACUCUUUCCUGCAAAGUCCAUGACCUUUUCAGAAUACUGCAAAUAUUUUCUUUAAAUCUAACAUUGUUGUUGCUCGCUAAUGUGUCUCAUGUGUAUGGAGUUCAUAAUUACAUUUGAAGUUUUCUUAAUAAAAUUUCCAUCUUCAUUGGAUCCUACAAAAUUAAAAUUUCCAUGAACUGUUUCAAAGUCCUGUGACGAAAAUGUUUUGAAGUCUGGUGAAUCCCAUGAUGUGAUGAAUGAAGAGUCGUUGAGCUUCAAAAACAUGGCACCGGUCUUUUCACGUAAUAUUUCCACUUAUUCUUCUCAGCCAGGUGAAUCAGUAGCAUGUCUUCAUCUAUGCUGAACUUUGUCUGAAGGAAGAAUUGGCGGUUCACUCGAUCUAACACCUGACCUCAUCAGAUCAUAUGUCUCUUUGCAGUUUAUCCGAUGUGUUAGAUCUGCAGAAAAGGUUUUUGUCUACACCUUAUGAAGAUUGCAUAUUAAGAUGGAUUUGAAGAAUCGCUACUAUCCUUAAAGAAACAUUGAGGGCUUUGGAAUACCUUUAUUGGCACGGGUAUAUACAUCAAAUUUUGUUUAUUACCUUUACUUGUAUCACUCUUUUACUAGUUUAUGAAUCAUUAAGGGAAUGCAUCUAUGUAUGGUAA